AUGGAUAAUCUGACUACGUCCUUUUUCAAGUUAGUUGUAUUUAACAACAACACUGCUUUCUUGGUAAACUCCCCAAUUAGCGAGAUAUUUAUGAAAUGCAAAGUUGUUUUAGACCCCCAUCGUACAUCACUACAAUUCCACCGCUCUCGUUUAAUGGAUGAAAUAUAUACGCGAGUGGCUAAGUCCAUCCAUGGCCUUUCUUUGGCCCAGGGGGGAAAGCGAUUCCUGGUGGCCAUAGCCGGGAUUCCAGGGUCAGGAAAGACCACGUUAGCUAAGGCGGUCGUGGAACGACUGAAUGAGAUGAACGGAUCUGUCUGUCACCAUGCAAUGUGUAUCCCAAUGGAUGGCUUUCACCUGCCUCGAGUUGCGUUGGACCAGUUUUCCAACCGAGAGCAAGCUUACGCUCGACGAGGUGCCCCGUGGACAUUUGAUGUGGCAGGGUUCACGGAAUACGUACAGAGUCUGCGGAUAUGGGCUGACGGCAAUUCGGCAAAGAUUCUCUAUGCGCCAUCCUUCGAUCACAAGCAGAAAGAUCCGGUAUCCGACAUGAUUGUCGAGGGAAACUAUCUGCUCUUUGAUGAACCAUCUUGGCGAGAUGUGGCCCCUCUAUUUGACUAUCGGCUGUUUGUUGACGCGGACUUAGAAGUCGCUAGAGAGCGAGUGGCAAAACGACACGUUCAGGCAGGAAUUGAGCCAAACAUUGAAAGUGGAUUUCGUCGGGUGGACGAAAAUGAUUAUUUGAAUGCGCGGGCUAUUUAUGGGAAGCGCUUGAAGGCAGAUUUGGUCAUUUGUAGCAUCGAUGAAACUAAGAUUUCCGGUUAG
Messenger RNA from Penicillium mononematosum, 822 nucleotides. RefSeq lists its product as uncharacterized. The record is from RefSeq and is a predicted model, not a curated record. Bases 1 to 822 code for a protein of 273 amino acids. The transcript has 3 exons. Gene Ontology annotation, molecular function: kinase activity; ATP binding. NCBI's taxonomy places the organism in Eukaryota, Fungi, Ascomycota, Eurotiomycetes, Eurotiales, Aspergillaceae. Gene Ontology annotation, cellular component: cytoplasm.